Molecule: messenger RNA, 1443 nt
Organism: Dendrobium catenatum
Lineage: Eukaryota; Viridiplantae; Streptophyta; Magnoliopsida; Asparagales; Orchidaceae
Exons: 3
Coding region: 1-1443 (480 amino acids)
Source: RefSeq, a predicted model, not a curated record
AUGUCUUCUCUUGAUAGGAAUGAUAUCAACCUGAUCAUUGGAAAUGAAUGGGAUUAUUUUCAUCAUCCGGCAAUUGGCAUUUUGGGUGGAAUUUUGGUGAUGUGGAAAAAGGAUUUAGCUUCCUUUGAAGUCAUUGAACAUUCUUCCCAAUUGAUUAUGGGAACUCUCAACAUCAAUGUUUUGGGAAAGUGGAACAUAGCUACUGUCUAUGGAGGUAAGGAUGCUCAAACCCAUAGAAGUCUUUGGCAAAAGCUUGAAGGAUGUAUGAUUGGUGAUGAACCAGGAAUUAUAGGGGGAGAUUUCAAUUACAUCCUCUCUAAGGAGGAUAAGAAGGGUGGGAAGAGGUUCCAUUUCUCUAAUGGUUCUAAAGAUAUGAAAAAGUUUUCGAUGAAUAAUGACUUCCAUGAUAUUGGGAAUGCUAGAUUCUCCUUUAUUGUUAAUGGUAGAACUUCCAAGUGGAUUAUUGCAGAAAAUGGCUUUAGGCAAGGGUGCCCUCUAUCGCCAUAUCUGUAUAUUAUUUGCUCUCAUCUUUUUUCUUUGGCAAUGGCACAAAGGGGUCAAGAUUUGGGAAUUCAGGUUUCACAUAGAGCUCAAAAGGUUAGCCAUUUGCUGUUUGCUGAUGAUGUAUUGCUUUUAUGUCAAGCUUCAAAGCAUCUUGCUGUCAAGUUGAAUAACAUUGUGUUGGACUUCUGUUCCUGGACUGGAUUAAAAGUUAAUAAUGCCAAAUCUCAAAUUUUGUUUAACAAGGGAAUGAAUAGAGUGGACAUCUUACAAGUGAAGAAAAUUCUGAAGUUCAAAAUGCUGAACACAUGGGGAAGUAAGUGCCUAUCAUUGGCGGGGAAGGAUACUCUUGCUAAGACUUCCCUCUUAAUUCUACCGAACUUUAUUUCUACACACACUUUGGUCCUAAAGAAGGUGCUUCAUGAGGUUGAUAAAUGUUGUAGAAAGUUUAUUUGGCAUAAGAGGAAUGGAAAGAAGGGUAUGCACUACAUUACUUUGAAAAAUCUUUGUAAAUCAAAAGCUCAAGAAGGUUUGAACUUUCACUCGGCGGUUAGUAGAUCUAGUCCUCUCAAAGCUAGAUUGACUUGGAGGUUGAUACAAAACCAGAAUUCUUUACUGCAUCAGGUUCUGAUAACCAAAUAUGGAGACAAUUUGUGGAAAGCUAAGUGUAGAAAUGGUAGUUCAAUUGCUUGGAAUAUUUUGAAUGAAGGUGCUGAAUACUUAAAGCCUUUAUUGAGGUGGAGAGUAGUUAAUGGGAGAAAAAUUGAUGUUCUUAAUGAUAUUUGGUUGUUAGACAAACAAUUGAAUGAUUGGCCAGUUACGGCAGAUUAUGCGGGCUUGGAAGGUUUAAAUCUCAGCCAUUUCAUUAGUGAGAAUGGUUGCUGGGAUCUUGAAGAAUUGCAGUGCUUUUUCCAUGAAGAUAUCAUCACUAUGGUAUUAUAG